Messenger RNA from Scomber japonicus (chub mackerel), 342 nucleotides. RefSeq lists its product as uncharacterized. The record is from RefSeq and is a predicted model, not a curated record. Lineage: Eukaryota; Metazoa; Chordata; Actinopteri; Scombriformes; Scombridae. The transcript is spliced from 4 exons. The coding region runs from base 1 to 342 and encodes 113 amino acids.
AUGGCGUUCAGCUCUCCACCCGGCGCUUUCCCCGGCUCACCAUACCAGACGUACCCCGCUCAGACCUGCAUGGGAGAACAGUACUACCAGGGGGCACCAGGGGCCCACGGUGCCUACGGGGCCCAUGGGGCUCACGGGCCUCACGGACCCUGCAUGACCCAGCCUGGAUACCAGAGCUGCGACCCCCACCACCAGGGGGUCCACGGGGAACCCCCCAAACAAACAGUGUACCUGGUGGAGCGCGAGCCGGAGCCGGACCCGGCUGGAGACUGUAUGACCGCCUGCAUGUCGGCUCUGUGCUGCUGCUGGAUCCUCGAGAUGAUGAGCGACCACUGCUGUUAA